Molecule: messenger RNA, 1592 nt
Organism: Nelumbo nucifera (sacred lotus)
Lineage: Eukaryota; Viridiplantae; Streptophyta; Magnoliopsida; Proteales; Nelumbonaceae
Product: CMP-sialic acid transporter 1
Biological process (GO): pyrimidine nucleotide-sugar transmembrane transport
Cellular component (GO): Golgi membrane
Molecular function (GO): pyrimidine nucleotide-sugar transmembrane transporter activity
Source: RefSeq, a predicted model, not a curated record
GCAUCUCACCGUGCAAGUGAGGAAGGAUGCAGUGGUACUCGGCCGCUGCUCUUCUUACCAUUCUUACUAGUUCUCAGGGAAUUUUGACAACACUAUCACAAAGUAAUGGAGGAUACAAAUAUGAUUAUGCUACAGUUCCUUUUCUCGCUGAAGUUUUUAAGCUUCUGGUAUCUAGUUUUCUCCUUUGGAGAGAGUGCCAAUCAUCACCUCUUCCAAGGAUGACUAUAGAAUGGAAAAGUGUGCGGCUGUUCCCCAUUCCAUCUAUUAUAUACCUAAUCCACAACAAUGUUCAAUUUGCUACUCUAACUUACAUGGAUACGUCUACAUAUCAGAUAAUGGGUAAUCUGAAGAUUGUCACAACUGGGAUUUUAUUCAGGCUGUUUCUGAAGAGGAAACUAUAUACUCUACAGUGGAUGGCAAUUGUUCUAUUAGCUGUUGGUACAACUACAAGCCAGAUUAAAGGUUGUGGAGAGAUUUCAUGUGACUCACUUUUCUCAGCACCAGUCCAAGGAUACAUGUUGGGAAUCCUCUCCGCUUGUCUUUCAGCAUUAGCCGGUGUUUAUACAGAAUUUCUGAUGAAGAAGAACAAUGAUAGCCUGUACUGGCAGAACAUACAAUUGUAUACUUUUGGUGCAAUCUUCAACAUGGCACGGCUUCUCCUUGAUGAUUUUAGAGGUGGAUUUGAGAAGGGACCAUGGUGGCAACGCCUGUUUGAUGGUUACAGUGUUACAACAUGGAUGGUGGUAUUAAAUCUGGGAUCAUCAGGAUUGCUAGUAUCAUGGUUAAUGAAGUAUGCAGACAAUAUAGUCAAGGUAUACUCCACUUCAAUGGCAAUGCUGCUGACAAUGGUUUUAUCUGUAUAUCUCUUCAAUUUCAAACCCACAUUGCAGCUUUUCUUGGGUAUUAUUAUCUGCAUGAUGUCACUACAUAUGUACUUUGCCCCUCCAAACAUGCUUGUAGACUUGCCUUUGACUGUAAAGGCAUCACCAGAGAGUCUUAAUGAAAUUUCUGUGGAUCGAACAACAAAUUCUUGAUGUGGGUCAUUGCUGGGGGAACGGAAGAAUCAUUUUUCAUCCAAUGCAUUUGAAUGGACAAGAAACACAUACUACUGUUGAACCAUACAAUGUCACAGGAUCACCUACAUUGAUAUAUCCUCAUCAAUGGAGACUGUCCAAUUAAUGUGAGUUGUCUAUGAGUUCAAUCGUUCUUUCCAAUUGUCACUUUACUAAUAUCAUAUGAUUAGUCGUGUUCCUUUGAUCUGACAGACAGAUACACCAGUGAUUUCGAUGGUCUAAUUUCCAAUGUUUGGAUCUUCUAAUUAGAUUGCUUUGGAGGUAAGGUGAUUUACUUUCUUAAGGUUGUAGCAGCGACCACUUGGAGUUUGGAAGUGCUGCUCACCAGCACUUGAAGUCUGAAGAGAAAAAGACAAAAUCUUAUUAUGUUUGGGUUGUUGGGCACAAGCCUACCAAAAUGAUAGAAUUCUUUGAAGAAUACUAGAUUCUAGUUUCUUGGAUGGUGAACCCAUGUGGAUACCACGUGAAAUUAAACAAUCUCAUUAUUUAAUUAUAGCCCUUAUGCAUUUUAGAGCACUA